Habropoda laboriosa is the source of this 865-nucleotide messenger RNA. Its product is annotated as transmembrane protein 199. The coding region runs from base 45 to 713 and encodes 222 amino acids. Gene Ontology annotation, cellular component: endomembrane system. The record is from RefSeq and is a predicted model, not a curated record. The transcript is spliced from 2 exons. Lineage: Eukaryota; Metazoa; Arthropoda; Insecta; Hymenoptera; Apidae. Gene Ontology annotation, biological process: vacuolar proton-transporting V-type ATPase complex assembly.
UAUUCUGUUAGCAAUAGAAGAUUUGUAUUUUAGAAAAUAUAAGAAUGCCAGUUGAAUCAAUAGAAGAUCCUUCUAUAAAAAUAAAGCCAAAUAAGAAACUCAUAGAAUUUAUUUGCAAAAAUAUAAAGAAAACAAGUAGCACUACACCUACUAUUGCUGCUUUAAAGAAAUCUACUAAAGAGAAGCAAAAAGAUAUUUUAUUAAACCUUGAAGAUUUAAAAUGGUUGAAAAAUUACUUAGAAAAUUACAGAAUCCUCAACAAGGAAAAUAUUUAUUUACAUGAACUUUUAGAGGAGGAUGACAUCAGAUUACCAACACCAAAAGUCACACCAAGAAAUCCUGAACUAGAAGCUAGAACACAAAAGUUAAAAGCACAACAAGAUGCUAUCAGAUACAGAGCUAUGACCAAAAAUGUUGAUAAUACUGUAAUGAAGUUACCAGAAGAUACUAUCUCUUAUCAAAUGAAGCAAAUAAAUAAGCAACUCAUAGCUGUUGCACAGUUUGUGUUCUCUGUGCUAGCAGGAUUUGCCUUUGGAUUUAUAGGUGUGGAGUUAAUAGUAGGAAACCUAGACUUUGGGUUUAGAUUGUUAUUAGGUAUAAUUUGUGCAUUGAUCAUAGCUUUGGCUGAAAUUUAUUUCUUAGCUAUUAAAUUGAAUGAAGAUGUAUAUGAUGCUGUUUCAACACCAGCACCUAAAAAAUUACACCAGGAAUAAAAUUUUAUAAACUCUUGUUAUAAAAAUGUAUUCUUCUGAAAUUAAUGUCUUUUUGCAAUUUCCAUACAAAGAUAAAAAAUCGCGGCAAACUUGUUUAUAAUGUGCUAAUGUAUGAAAUGGUAAAACAAGUGCGGAUAAAGCUAAGAAAAACA